Clupea harengus (Atlantic herring) is the source of this 14777-nucleotide messenger RNA. It is a transcript of the gene dnhd1, whose product is annotated as dynein heavy chain domain-containing protein 1. Gene Ontology annotation, cellular component: dynein complex. Gene Ontology annotation, biological process: microtubule-based movement. NCBI's taxonomy places the organism in Eukaryota, Metazoa, Chordata, Actinopteri, Clupeiformes, Clupeidae. Gene Ontology annotation, molecular function: ATP hydrolysis activity; minus-end-directed microtubule motor activity; ATP binding. Bases 936 to 14246 code for a protein of 4436 amino acids. The transcript has 44 exons. The record is from RefSeq and is a predicted model, not a curated record.
CCAAAAGAGUCAGGGCACCCACUGGCUAUUGCUUGAGUCUGAAAUGUUUUAGCAGGUGUUGAAUGUUAUGUAUUUUGUUUCUCUGUGUGUACUGAUAAUUAGAGUGCCGAAUAGGACACAGCAUGUAAGACCUGCCUGUCUGGACAUGCUUUGGGUGGUAUUGGUACCUAGAGGUGUUCAGACUUAAAUUAGGCUAUUAUUCUUACAAGUUCACCAUUCUUAUCUCUGUGCAGUUCUUUUUUUUGCCAUGACUUAUACUUGUGAAAUGAAUGCUGAGCUGUUAUUGGCACACAUGCGAGUUGCGAUAUUUUCAUGAGAUUGGUGGUGUGGGAAAUAUUUUUUCAAUAAACAGAAAUGAUGACAAAGUUGAGAAAGACUGUGUUGUUGCUUAGUGAUGUAGGCUACAAAAGCAUGUUCGAUGAUUGAAGGUUUGAUCUACAUUGCCUGAACAUUUUGUAUUAGGCCUAUUAUUGAAUAAAUUAGUUACAGAAAGGACAUAUGCUUAUAGACAGAUGACUAAAUAUGUGUUUUACUCGUGAAGUAAAUAAACCUUGGUAGUCUAGACGGAUUUUCAGGCUAAUCAAAAAUCGGACGUCUGAUGUAAUGUGACAAUCGAGUUCCAGCAGUCACUUCCGAGUUUGACCACGUUACUGUGGAAACGAGAUCAAACUGCUUGCGUUUACUGUGGGAAUCAGAACGAACAGCAUUCAAACGGUGUUACUACUCAGGUCACUCAUGGAAUGAUCAGCCUUUGCUAGCAGAGAUUGAUUAAAACAAAUAUGCCUUGAGGAAGAACUUGUUGCUUCCCCUGACAAAUCAUUGGAACGUGAAAAAAUGAAAUGUCCUGAGCACUGAAAAUGUCCUCUCCGAAAAGAGACCAGGAUGACAGAACAACGCUCUCAGGAUCCACAGCUAAGGCUGUAAACGGUAAUAAAAUGGAUAAGACACAAGUUACAGUGUCAGUUCCUGGCACACCUUCCAUACCCCCAAAAGUCAUGGAGUGUCAGAUGGGCCGUGUCAUCGCACCAGUCUCUUGGUCCAAUCCUCCCCAAAUUGGUGCCGUAGACACGUCAGGCCUCGUCCCUCACUCACCACCUGUGUCAAUGAUGGAGCUUCCACAGAUGGUCUCUGCAGUGGGCCAUGAGUUGGCUUCUGGUGAGUCACUAUGGACAGAGGGCCCUUUGAUGAUUCCAGCAGUGCUGGGCGCAGACAUUCCUGUCAAGGUUGGGCAGUCAUGCGAGGGCUCGGCAGUAGACAGUUUUGCAGAUGGAGGAGCUGCCAAGCCUAAGUGCAGGGAUCAAGACAAUGAGGCAAAAGCAGAAAAAGAGAACAAGUCCAAAUCUAAACCACUCACUGGUUUUGAAGUUGUAGAAAUCCUGGCGAAGAAACGUCACCUCGGAGAGAUGCACUUCUAUCACUUACAGAAGGUGGAGAAUUUUAGGCCGUACGAUUUACAGGUGGUUCCCAGUAGUAAGGCUGGCACAGAUUACUACGUAUUUUCGCCCUACACUGUGAUACAUAUCCAGGAUGGCUGCAGCACAACCCUCCUCACACUGGCUGAGUGGUACCGAGAGGCUGCGCUGUGGCGGAGUCUCAGAGACAUUCCAUUUUUCCGAGACUAUAUACUACACAAGGCUUUUACUGGGUGGCGGAGGAAUGUGCGGCAAUUGAUCCUCCAGCGCAGGUCUAACAUGCUGCAGGAGCAGUUGCUUAUGACUGUGCCUCAUUUCAGAGAUGCUCUCCUCCAAAUGUCAAGAUUAAUUGAAGAGUUGAAAGAGGUUCACUGGCUGCCCCAGGAUUACUCCAAGAUGUACACACUUGUUGAAUUUCAAAUGACUCUGAAUGAGAAGAACCAAGAGUCUCAAGGGUUUCUGGAGAAGUUCCUUCUAUACCGGUCAAUUGUACUAAGCAUGGUGCAUGAGGACAGCUAUGCAGCUCACCAGGAGCUGCAGCUGCAUAUCAAGCAAUGCCAGAUCAACCAACGCAGCCAACCCCUGCACCAGCAGCUAGAGCACCACAGUAACCUUCAGAAGGACCUUGCCCAUGCUGAGUAUAUCUUGCUGCGACUUGGUAACAUAGCCUCUCUGGUGGACUGCAUGAUUGUACAGAGCUUGGUUACCAUAAUCCACCGUGAAGUCACAUCUUUCCUCAGUAUAGUUCUUGAGAGAAAGGGGCCCAAGCAGGUCAGUCUGUUUCAUGGAGAGCUCAUCUUUGGGGCAAAGGACCAGUUGACCAUGUUCCCACCAUUGCACUUGUUUCGGGAUGUGUUACAUGGUGCAGUGCUAUCAGUGGCUGAUUCCUUCAUGCAGACAUUUGACUCGUGUAGCUGUUCGGCUGACAGUGGGCUGUCUGACAGCUCCUUGACUGCAGUGACACACGGCCUUACUCCAGACAUCAGUCUGACUCAUACUACAGGAGAGACCUGGACUUCAGCUCCGGAGCGUCAGACAAGUAUGCUGACAGGUGUAAGCAUCAUAGACUCCAAGUGUGAUUCUGGAUGUGUACUGGAGAGCAGGCUCGUGCUGCCCUACCAGCCUCCCCUCAUGGUACAGGGCCAGCGGCUGCGGGGCCAUUACUAUCCCCUCUCCCGAAAACAGCUGGAGUGGUACCUGGGCCUCAGCGCCAUAGUGGAGGAGGUGGAGAGAGACCAGUCCAAGAUCAUGCAGGAUGCCCAGGCAGAAGUACAGAAGCUGUGUAAAAGUUUCUCUUGGUUGGAGGAUAUUCAUUUGUUUACCAGCCAUUGGAGCGCAAGCUCCCUGAACGCCAUGAGGGGUUUGACAUCCCUGCAGUAUGAGGAGCACAUUCAGAAGGUUCGCCUCUGGAUUGACAGAGUGCGCACCCUGCCCCCUCUUUUCACCACGUCUAACAAGCUGUUCACAGUUAAUUGCUUACAGAUCCAGAACAAGAUAGAACCAUUAUUGAACUCUAUUGAAGAAGAUUUCCUCACCCUGUUGGCUGAGGAGAUUCAGCUGCGCUCUCAAAGCCUGAUCUCAGAGCUCAAGGGUGUUGAGGAUGGCCUGAAAGCUGAGCCCACUGACUUCAACGACUUUACCCAUUUUGCCAUCAUGGUGGAGCGUUGUAAGAAGAUGUCAGACGAUGCUCAACCACAGAUGGAAUACAUCCACUCUCUUCAGGAGACUGUCAGCAGGAACUUCAGACGUGUCACUCCAGAGGAGGUGGCCCUGGAGGAACAGAUGCUGGAUUUGUGGGACCAGUUUGUAUUCCUCCUCAAGCAGGCAGAUGAGACAGUUAGCGAUGCCCUUCCCUCAAUGGCACUCACCCUUAAUAACAACUUCCAGUCUCUGGCGCAGGAGCUAGCGGACACGGUGUCAGGUGCAACCUCAGGUGUUUACCUAGAUCCCAACCAGAAUGCUGCCCAGGUCGUCUCUAAACUCAAGGCCAUAUGCAGACAGCUAAAUGUUACCUCUGUGCGUUUGAAAGAGCUAAGCCGGACUAGCAAAGCCCUGAGAGGGGAACCAAUGGAUUUGACCUUUGUUGAUGUAGCCAUGCAGAAGAUUGAGACCCGCAAAGAACUGUGGGAGUUUAUGACAGUCUGCAAAUCACAGAUUCAAGAAUGGAUGCAGCUACUGUUCAGUAAGUUUGUGGUGGCAAAAGCUCAGGAGAAGGUAGAGGAAUGGCGACAACAGGCAUUUGUUUUAUCAAGAACAAUCCCGCCUCAAGAUGCCGUGCUUCAGGGGGCGCUGCAGAUUGUGGGAGACUUUAGCCAACAGCUACCUGUGCUUGCUGAACUCAGCAGUCCAGCACUGAAGAGCAAGCACUGGAAAAACAUAUUUAAAGGUAUGGGACUGCUAUACGCCCCUGCGUGGAAUCUUACUGUGGCGGACCUCGUGUCAAAAAAGCUAUUGGAGCAUCAAAAAGCAAUCAAAAAGAUCUCCAGAGAUGCUAAAGCGGAGGCAGAUAUGGAGCAAGUUUUCCGGAAGAUUCAGCGGAGCUGGGAGGGGGCUCUUUUCCAUCUUGCAAAGUUCAUAAUCACUGUGUGGGAAGAAGAGAAACCGCAGAUGGGGAAUUUCCGAAAGAAGAAGCCCUCUAUCACACAGCAAUCUUGUGACAGUGGCACAUUCACCAUAAUUGGUCUGGACACACUCCAUUCUGAAACAGAGGACAGUGUAAUGACCUUUUCAAACAUGCUGCUCUCUCCUCAUGUGGCUGAUGUCAGACAGGACGUGGAAUAUUGGGUGCAUCUAUUACAUGAGCUUGAGGAGCUGCUUGGCUUUUGUGAAAUGUACCAGCAGAAGUGGGUCUUUCUAAGUAAAAUCUUUUAUGAAACAUCAGUAAAGAAACAAAACUCUGAACUGUUGGAGAAAUUCCAUCCAGUGGACAAAAUCUUCAGAGAGAUGAUUCAGAUAAUACUGAGUGACCCACGAGUGCUGAACAUUGUACAGUACAAGAAGAAUGAAAAGUCAACUUGCCCCUUCCAGGGGAACAGCUUGCGUCUGCUCAUCAUUGAUGGACUGUCAACCAUGGAGAAGAUUUCCAGUGAACUGAUCUAUCACCUGGAUACUCCACGCAGGGCAUUUCCCAGGCUAUACUUUCUCAGCGAUGGCGAGGUGAUGAAACUGUUGUCACUGCACCCCACCCCCACGACCCUAUUGCCAGUUGUGCGCAAGUGCUUCAGAGGUGUGCGCUGGCUUGAAGUCGACACCAACAAGGACAUAGCCAGUGAACAAAAUGCUGCCCAUCUUAGUAGUGGUCUAGAACUGUCAGACAGUCAAUUGUGGGUUAAUGGCGUAUAUGGCACUCUUAGAGAGUAUGUACCGUUUCUCAGUCCUUUGGAACCAAACCUCAACCCCCUUGCCUGGUUUGUUCUUCUGGAACAACAACUGCAACAAGCUAUGGAGCAGCAGAUGAUUAAAUGUGCUAUUGCUCAUCAGAUGUAUGAAUUAACAGAGCAAGAUGGAGAAUGCAAUAGAAAAGUGAGUGAGAGGCUGCAACUUGACCCAUCUCAUCUUAGAAUCUCAACAGGCUUUGUUGGAAAUGAGGGGCAGACAGAGAAGAAUGCCUUUAGUGACACGCCCACUCUAAGUGACCUGAUUUGUCAGUUCCCACUGCAAUGUAUUUUGGUGUCAGAGGAAGCCACAUGGUGUAGUGAGGUCCAGAAAACCUUCCAGAACACAAGCGGAGUCAAAUGGGAACACAUCAACGCCAGGUAUGCACUGAAACUUCAGAUCUUUUGUCGCGCUAUCCAGGAUGGGAUUGUGGACUCCAGUGAGAGAACACACAAGUUCCAUCACAUGAUGACAUCUUUACGAGCUCUGGUUUUACUUAACAUGAAACACUCCAAUCAGCUGUCUCAGUUGAUGCAGGUGAAAGGUGAUUAUGAAUCGUCAUUUGCGUGGCAGAGGCUAAUGAAAUAUCACCUUAAUUUACACGACAAUCAAAAUGUCUUAGACACUCAAGAGAGUAACUGCAAUGCUGCAAAGUCAUGUUAUGUUGACAUUUUGGGAAACCAGCUACCCUAUGGUUUCGAAUAUGUAGGACCUGAGAACUGGAUGAUGGUAAGCACCCCCAGCACAGAUCGGGCUGUCCUGGGAAUCCUACUGGCCCUCACCAACUACAGAUGUGGCUUCAUCAGUGGGCCUUGCAUGUCUGGGAAGAGAAAGACUGUGGUACACUUAGGACAAGCUUUAGGACAGCAGGUGGUCACCUUAAAAUGUUACACCCUCACUCAUCCAUCUGUUGUUCACCAGAUGUUGUUGGGUGCUCUGAAAACUGGAUCAUGGCUUGUGCUGGAAUCAGUUGACUCUUUGACUCAGGGAGCUCUGUCGGAAUUGGGACAGCACCUGUCAGACAUAUAUAAGUCAUAUUUGUUGCUGCUUGGCAAAACCCAGUCAAAAGAAGACCUGGGGCACGGGUCAAAAGACAGGGUUGAGGGCACUGUUGGAGACAUGCUCAGCAGACCUGAUGUGAUGGAAGGUCAGAUGGUUUUCACAGGGAAAUCCAUUUUGGCAAAGCUCAGUUAUGGCUGCGUUGUCAUCUCAUCAAAUGGCUACUCGGCUAAGAUGCCAGAGAAUUUAAGAGUUGUGACCAGGCCUAUCUCAUUAACUAUACCUGAUCAUAACAUCAUUAUGGAGGUAUUGUUUACCUCCCAAGGUUUCAUAGAUGCCAUUUCAAUUAGCCGAAGGUUAUUGUCUCUCUUGAGCACUGCAAAAGACUCACUCUGUCUACCAGACACAGUCAGUGGUAGUCAAACAUCCUGGCUUACGCUUAUCAAGAAUAUCAUAGCUGCCUCAAGUUCACACUUACACAAGUCUAAAGUAGAGGGAUUCUAUAGGGACAGUGUGGUCACAGAAGAUGUCCAAAGACUUCUCAAGCCAUCGGAGGAACUCAAGGCCUCAAGAUUCAACAAGUCUGUGGCAAUUGUGAAUUCUUUGGCAGAAGAACUGGCAGUCGUGAAGGGGAUCAAUUCAGUCUUAACACCUGCUAUUUCUGAACCCAAAAAAUCGUCUCAAUUCCGCAGGAUUUUUGAGGAUCUCUUUCCAACUGCUCGGUGCUUACCAGUCUGUCAACAGUUCAAUGAAGAACGGGAGCAGUUCAGUCUAAAACUUGCCCUGACUGAAGAGCUUCAGAAAACAGGUCUUCACGCUGACAGUGGUGUGAUUGCCAGUGCCCUGUCUCUUUUUCAGACCUUGAAGCUCUCUCAAGCAGUUCUAAUGGUUGGUCCAGCUGGCAGUGGUAAAACCACGUGUUAUCAAGCUUUAGCAGGUGCACUCCGCAAACUAGCAGCUAGGAUAUUGGAAGUUGUUGAGGAUACUUCCAAUGAAGGAGAAACCACUGACACAGACCUUCAGGACUCAACCUCCAUUAGUUGGUACUCUGUUUAUACAGUGGUCUUAUUCCCCAAUGCACUUCUUCAUGAGGAAAUCUUUGGUGCCUGCACUGAACAACAGUGCACAUGGCGGGAUGGGGCUUUCACAAAAGUGCUUAGAGACUCAGAGCGGCAUGACCUGUCAGCCAACCCUUUCUCCAAACUGGGAAAAAGAAGAACGCUCAUCCGUAAGAUGAAAUGGUUAGUUCUGGAUGGUGACCCACUGGCUACACCUGGUUGGUUGGACAGGUUAAGCACACUUGGAAAAUCGCAACCCUUUCUUUCUUUAUCAUCUGGAGAGAAAGUGUGGCCUUCAAGAGAAGAAAUGAGGGUAUUAGCUGAAGUUACUGACAUUAGCGGUGCAUCCCCAUCUGCAGUGACACAGUGCUGUUUAGUGUACUUCUCUGGGAAAGACUUGUGGAAGUCUGUGUGGAAGGCUGAGAUGGAUUUUCUCUACAGGGAGCAUACACUGGACCACAGCACCAUGCAAAUGUGGAAGAGCAUGGCAGCAGACCUGUUUGCUAGGACGCUCACAUUCAUCAAGUUAAACGCCCUUACAUCAGUGAUGUUGACUGAUAACAAUGCAGCCAAAAAUUCCAGCUAUGGUGCUUCAGACGGAUUGCAGGAAGUUAUGUCUUUCAUCAGAAUCCUCAAUGCUCUGUUGGACCAGUGCCGGAAGGGAUAUGGGUUGAAGUGUCCACCAAAAGAAACACAAGAUUCACUGAUUGCUUCCAUUUCCACUGAGGUUUGUGCCAGAAACAUGUUUGUGGUGGCCUACAUCUGGGGCUUUGGUGGGCAUCUACAUCCUAGACACUGGCCACAGUUCAGCCAUUUAGCUCGUGAGUCACUGUUUGAGAGUCGUUACAAAGUGGAGUUCCCCCAAAAGGGCUCAGUGUUUGAACACUGUUUCAAUCUCAGUGAAGGCAACUUAGGAGAAACUGGAAGUUCUCUUAGCUUCUCUGGUGGCAAAAGUCUGCAACACCCACACACAAAUAUCCACCAGUAUGAAAAGCAUGCCUAUUUGCUGGGACUGCUGCUGGAUGCCAAUCAGCCAGCAAUUCUUGUUGGGGAGACAGGGUCAGGGAAGACCACUCUCUGCCAGUCUAUACUCAGUCAUGGUAGGCCGCACAUCCGAGUCCCUGCAAGCCCUCUUCUUAACAUCUCUAACCUGAGGAAAGUUCUAGAGAGCAUGAGGCAAUCUCCUGUGGAGACCAUUGGGAAAAGCAUGAAGCAGGCAGGAUUGUUACUGUUUAUUGAUGACCUUCAUGAGGCCCCCUGUGUGUUGGGUCCUGCUGCCAAUGUGCUCAAUAUCACUCGCCUCUGGAUGCACGAGUGUUUACGAACCUUCGGGGAUCGCUUAGGCUCAGAAGAGGAUAUUCAAACAUUUGUCAAGCUUUUAACAGAAACGUCGGAGGUACAUUUCGGUAGAAGAUUAGCUGUUGAGCCUCAGGCAGACGAAGUGGACACAUCUAAAUCUGCAUGUCCAUCACCACAUGCAGGGUAUGUAAGGGCUAACUCAACAGAUUCAAAUCAGAAACAGACAGAAGAUUUGAGCUCGAUCAUAAAGCCCUUGAAUAAGUCUGACUUGUCCAACAAAGUAGAAUCUGUGGAGAAAUCACUGUUCGGUAGCUCAGAGUCAGGUAGUGGAAGUGAAGAGGAAACAUGUGGUGAAAAGCCUGUGAAGAAGCACAAAAAGAAAACCCUAAAAAGGAGAAGAUAUGUGGAUAGAGGCAACAAGGCCGGUGACUUACAAGAAGAUCAACCCAAUACUAAAUGUCACACUCCACAAAUGCCCACUACGCUGAAACCAUUGAAAAGCCCUGUCUUGAGGAAGCUUCAUAAAACAGAUGGAAAGCCAAACACUUAUAAAGUACCAGAUGACUCUGUACCUCCCCUCCAGUUACUUAAAGACAUGGAAGCCACCAUACACAAUGCGACCUUUGGCCCAGAACUACUGGAGCCCCUCAGCUCCAUCUCACAGCAGCAUAAUUUCAAACGCAACUCAGUUUACAUGGAAAGAGAUUUGGACAUGUUAGUGCAACAGCUAGCUCUCACGGUGAAGAGCAAAGAAGAGGAGGAAAAAGCAGAGUUUAAUGAUCAGUGGACAUGCACCGCCAGGUAUGUAAUACACAAACCAAGGGUGCGGCAGCUCAGUCACAUUCUGCGUGUUUUGCUAAUACAUGGUGGACAUGGGGCUCUCUUCCGUGCUGCCAAGGGCACAGGUCGCAAAACUACAGUGCGUCUGGCAGCCCUUCUGUCUGGGUACAAGCUGAUGGAGAUCCAUGCGGGGAAUGAGGGCAAGUUCAGGGAAAUGCUUAAAGAUGCUGGAAGCCUCAGUGGUGUGCAUGGCAUUAAAAUUAUAUUUCUUGUCCACGAGAAUAUCAGUCAGACCGUUAUGGAUGAGCUUCUCAUUGUAAUGGCAAGUGGAACUUUCCCAGACCUCUACUCUGAAGACGAUCUCAAAAACUUGAUUCAGCGGAUCACUUCGGUGAAUCGACUAAAGGAUGACCAGGCACUUGAUAAAUACUUCAGAAAUAUCCGAAGGAAUCUUCAUGUGUUCUUGCUCUUGCCCCCAACCAAAGAUAAUGCUGACGGAGCUGUCAAAGAGGCCUUUGUUUACCUACAUUUCUCACUAAUCUCAGUAUCUUCCCUGUUUUUUACAGUUGAUAGAGACCCCUUAAUAGCCAGCAUAUCUUGGGCCAUGGCUUGUAUUCAUCAGUCGGCUGUGAGAUAUAUGGCCAACUACCUCCCAAGCCUACAACCAUUUACUUCUCAGACCUACAUAGAACUAAUAGCACACUACCUCCUGCUCUGUAGCCACUUGCAAAGCCAAGGCCAAGGUCAUGCCAAUAGGAUGGUUACAAUCCUUUCACGUGUACAGGAUAUUGCUGACAUUGCUCAAAAAAGCAGACAGCAAGUUGUGAAUCUGAAGGUUAAAUUAAAUAAAACAAUAAAGCAACAUGCACUGUUGCAACGAGCACAUGAAACAGAACACACACUGUGUACCCGCACCCGACGGCACUCCAACAUGGAGAGAAACCGCCUCACACUGUUAGAGGAAGAGGCUGACAAAGCCAACAAGCCGCUUCAAGAGGCUUUCAUGCAGGUGAGCCAAUUGUACAAUAACGCAGUGAGUGCUCUGAAGAUUUUAAGUCAAACUGAUGUGGAUGAGGUCAGGCGAUACCGUUGCCCGCCAGAAGGAGUGGUGUUGAUCAUGGAUGCAAUAUGUUUGCUCUUUCAUCGCCCCAGAAAUUGGGAAAGUAGCAAAAGGCUCCUGGGACAACCUAACUUCUUUCAGGAACUGGAAUUUUUUGACCGCAACAGCAUCGAUGAUGAAGUUUACAAGAAGCUCUCCAGCAUCAUCCGCAUGCCAGAGUUCCAGCUUGAUGUGGUGCGAACCAAGAGCCGCGCCUGCGAGUCACUCUGCGGCUGGGUGCGGGCGCUGUUCGAGCACGCCCGCCUGCUGCGCCGCAUGGCCCCGCAGGCGGCCAAGAGGAAGAUGAUGGAAACGAAGGUGAAGGAAUGCCGUGAGCACCUGCGGGAGGUCUGCAUGCAAGAGGAGUUGGCCCAGGUGCGCUUCGAAGAUGGGAAGCGGAAGGUGGAGGAAAAUCGCCAAGAAACGGAUGAUGUGACAGCACAACUGCGCUUGAUGGACGUGCAGGAGCGGGAGGCGACUAACACUGUGAAUCAGACUGAGUUCCACAUAGCUAUAUGGAAUGCUAGAAAAAAGGGGCUAUGGGCCAAUCAACCCCUAAGCCCACCUGCGGUGUGCUGGCUGUCUGGAGUGGAGAGGAGGAGGCAAAAGGAAAUAAAGAUGAACAAUCACACAGUUCCUGGCGAUGCCCUUAUUUCGGCGGCUGUCAUCACUUACCUUGGUCCAUUUGGAUCCGAUGUACGAAUGGAGCUCCUUGAUAAGUGGUGUGAGCUGUGUCUCCAUGGCAACAUCAAGUCCAACCUUAGAGACCCCAGAACAUCACUAGCUGUAAUUAAUGACUCUGUGGAGACCCCUUUGGAUUUCCCUCCGGCCGUGUCCAUUCCAGUGGACAAGCAUCUUCACAAGGUGUUUGCAAGGACCAUAGGAGCUGAGCCAUGGAAUAAAGGUAAUGUUCAUGCGGAGAAUGAAUAUGGACUUAUCAUCAGUGCUGAUGACCCCAAUCUUCUGGACAAACUGAGUCUUGGAGCAGAGAAAGUAUAUUAUUUGUUUGUGACUACAGGACUGAAGGUCAUGGUGACUCACGUAGAGCGUCUCAUGCCCAGCUCAGAGUUUUUGGAGUUCCUGGUGCGGCCGUCCGGUAGCCGAACUCCUGGUGUCAUACGUCCUGUCCGGCCAUCCCAUCCUGAGUUCCACUUAUCCUUCAGCACCCCAUUAUCAGUGCGGGCUCUGCUAAGAGAGAUUCACCCUGCAGUAUUGAAGGAGGUUCAGGUCAUUGAUUUGUCACUGAGUUCUGUUGAACUCAAAGAGCUCAUGAUGAGUGAAGUUCUACAGUCUGAGAAUGCAGACCUGCGGGCACAGCACUGCAUGACCAGAAGUAACAAACAGACACUAGAGUACAAACUGCACAAUGAGAAGGCGUCCCUCAUGGAGUACAUCCUUCAGUCUCUCGCUCCUCUUCAGCAAGACCUUGCGUUCCUCCCUCGUGUCUCGGCCUGUCACCGUGCCUCUCUGAGGCUGCAGGGUGAGAUCGUCCGGUGCUCAGAAGAGCUCGAGCACCAAAAACCACUGCUGCUGGACUACCGCUUUGUCGCGGACCUGGCCACGGCCUUCUAUCAGGCCCUGCAGCAAGUUGCUCUUCUGUCUCCCCUCUACCUGUUCACCUUGCACAACUUCCUGCUCGCUUUGCGACACACCCUACUUUUGAAAGGACAGCCCAUCGUGUCAUGCAACAGCGAGGGCUCCGUGAUGACCAAGGUGACCAACCGGAUCGUGCUGCAGCUGAUGGCCCAGUAUCGACCCUGCCUGUUCCAGAGCCACGCCAGCUUGCUCCGACUGCUGCUGUCGGUGGCCCUGUUUGGGCACAGUGAAGGUGGCGCUGAAGAGGAGCGAGAGGCCUUCCUCUGUGGGCUGAGCGACCCCUUGCAGUUCACACCCGAUAAUGCACCGAGCGUCAAACUCCCAAGCUGGAUCCCCUCCAGUGUCCACGCAGAGCUUGUGCAGCUUGAGAAAAUUGCACCCUUCUGCGGGCUCAUCGAGUCACUGGCAGCCAACUCUGGCCAAUGGCAAGAGUACCUGAGUUUCCCCUCCUCCACCGUGAUUGGCCCCAUCCCCUGCCAGUCUCACUCCCAUCUGUCCAUCAUGCAGCGCGCCCUUCUCUGGAAGACGCUCUCCCCCAGCUGGCUGUCUGCUGUGGCUGAGGACUUCGCUGCCUGUCAGCUGGGACAGCCCGCUCACUCCCCACAGGUAGGCCCUGCCAGGGCCCCACACACAGGCUGCCCGGAGGCUCUCGCCCGCUAUUUAGUCAAGAAUGAUGGCCCUGUGAUCGUACAGCUACCUCACCCGAGCCAGGGGGUGUCGGCGAGCGCCCACCCUAUUCACUGGCUCACACAGAUAGCCCAGGCCGCCGGAGACAAGAGAGUGGUGAGUAAUAUUGUUCUUUCUGCUUUAGUCAAGGUUAUCUCUUUGGGGACGAAGUGUGAGAAAGACUUAAUCCUCACAGCGCUUGAUCAAGGUGCUCAGAAAGGCCAUUGGGUGAUCCUGAACAACUGUCACCUCUUGGAAGAAUGGGAUGAGCAAGUGGUCCGCAAGCUCACUCGCAUAUUAUCCUUAACAGCUAAAGGACCCAAGGUAGAGGUAGACAAGACACUCGCUCAGGUACAUCCUCUGUUCAAGGUGUGGUUCAUAACUCAAGGGGAAGAUCCACUUUCGGUUCCAGCUGUUGUGAGGGUAUGUGCUCUUCGCUUGGUGUGCGAUUCUCCCUGGGACCUCAAGGAGCAGUUGUGCUCUUCCCUGUACUGUGUUGCCUCCUGCACAUCUACCCGCAGAUCCAGGUCUAUGGAGCCCAUUCUCCGCUGUGCCAUUCUGCACUCAGUGCUUCUUCAACGCCAAGCCUACCAGUACAUGGGCCAGGGUAGCCUCUACAACUGGACACAGGAAGAUCUUGUGACUCUGAUUGAAGCUCAUACCCAUCUCAGUAAACACUGCAUUGACACAGCUGAGGCACUGGAAUAUAUCGCAGGUAAAGGCUCUCUUGGCAUUAAGCCCUUGCCCUCAUGUUGUCUUGUUCCAGCAUAUCUGGUCUAUGGUGGUCAUGUGCUUGACUCUGCUGAUCUGGAGGCUGUAGUCGGAGUGACCAGGGCCUGCCUGAGGACUCCCUCGCCCACGUGGGGCAGCGGUCCACACACUCUGGCACAGAUCAUCAGCACCUCUGGCCACUUAGGCUUUCAAGGUCUUGACCACCAUGUUCAAAACCUGCGUGAUACCAAUGAUCCUUUGCUGCUGGGCUUCAACUCAGGGAUGGGUGUGAAGCAAGUAAAACUGCACAGCCACUCUCUCCAAACCCUGCUGCACCUGUCACAGAGGCUGUAUGGUGGCCUCAGAGGUCUCACCAACACACAGAGGUAUCAAACCUCUCUGCCUGACUACAAGGAGGCCCAUAUGAAGCUGUUGACCCUUCAGGACUCUCUGCAGCGCAUAGUGGAGGGUACAACAUUGGGGACAGGAGUCGCUGCCCCUGGGCCCUUGCGUGACUUCCUACUAAUGGAAAGGGAAAGAUUGGCAGAUAACGUGGCUUUCCUGCUAGCCAGCCUCUCUUCUCCAAGCUCCAAGACGGCUUCCUCUUAUACCGAGUAUACAGUACAGGCUCUCAGUAAACUGGAGAAGAGAGUGAAUCUGUUGCAAGACUACCUGGGGGAAGACUCGUCCAGCUCGACAUUCUCCGUCUGUUGCCUGUCUGCGUUCGAAAAUCCACAAGGCUUCCUAGGUGCUCUCAUCAGGCAGACUGCUCAAGACAAGCAGAGAGAUGUCAGCGAAGUGUAUCUCCAGUAUCGGGUACAAAAUAUUUUUUCACACAAAUGGUUAUGCUUCAGCCCUUCCAUUAUAAAGCAUGUGCUAAACAUUUCUGCGUUUCCUUCACCCCUUCCCCUCAACUGUGCGUACUUGGGUGGGCUGGAGCUUCAUGGUGCGGUCUGGGUAAUGAGGCACGGCGCUUUACAUGACACCCUCUCCCACAAGCCCUGCCCCUUACCGCUGGUGCUGGUCCAGGGGCUUGAGAGAGCAGAAGACCCAGCCCGCUCCCCUCACGGUCCUCAGAGCAGUGUCUCCGCCCUCCCUGUGUACAACUGUCCUCUCUACCGGGAUCCACAGCUCACGGAUGGAGACUGGAUCCUCUCUGAGAAGAACAUCGUAACGCAUAUCCCCCUGCCGGCUAAGCUCGACCCAGUGCUUUGUGCUCAGAGACGAGUGAGGUUGAGCUGCACCCUGUGAAAACAGGUCUAGAGUCAUUUCUUUACCAUGAUGUGAUGAAAGGUUUGAUGUGAUAUGUUCAGAUUUCACAUAGAUUUCAGAGCCAUUGGACACAGUUCGUAGAGUUCAGUAUCUGAUUUUUGUUUUGCAAGUAUUUUGAAUUCAUAGUUUUUAAAGCACAGAGUUAUUAAAAACAGAUUUUCAACUAUGAAUUUCCGUGUACACUUAUUGUUGUCUAUAAGUGAAAUUUAGGUGGGCAAUAGACAUUUUCUGGUACCGUAUCAGAUGAGUGAGAUUUGACAUAUAUCAUGACAAUAACUAACUGAUCAUGUCUACAUGUUUUUUUCAGUUAGAGUAGAUGAAACCUGGGAAAAAUACUAUGGUCUAGUAACUGGUGUGCUGUUUAAAGAAUAGAGACAACAUUUUAACUAAAGAGCUUGACCAUUGUAACUGGCCAUAGCUACAAUAGCUCUACUUAUGUGCACAGGUCCUGAACUGUUGUUAAGAACAAAUAUCUAAUCUUUCCAAAACAAUUAGUUUCAUGUUGAUAAA